CUCAGCUCAGUGCCAAAUGUGGUGGAAGCCCCCCAACGCAGGAGUGUCAGUGCGCGUCUCCCGUUGGCAAGAAGCAGAGAAGCGUGUGCGCGUGAGUUGCAUCCAUACAUCACAGUGAGGGAGUCGCACGCGCGCGCACGAAGGGAGCGAGAGAGGCAAGUUGAGCCGGCACCAUCAACAUCAUCAUCAGCAGCAGCAGCGGCAGCGGCAGCGGCAGUGGCAGCAGCGCCCACGGUCCAGAGAACCAAGUGGAUUCCAGCCCGUGGCGGCUUUUGCUUCCGCGCAGUGGAAAGUUAUCAGGAGCGGGGAUCAUGCAUCUGUGACCAGACUUCCACCAAGUGCCGGGACAUACAUUCGCAGCGGUUCCACUCGAGCGGAUAAAUAUCACGGGAGUGGGUCCGUGCGUGCGAGUGGACCAAGACGAAACGGGUGUUGAUUCCACGCUGCCACGGGAGGGGGGGGGAAACGAGACUACAAUGACCGUGCUUUACCUCAUCUUCUGCCUUAUGGCCUCAGCCGCCACCCGAGCAGCCUACUUCUCCCAGCAGCCUCAGGACCAGGUGGUGGUGUCUGGGCAGUCGGUGACGCUACCGUGUGUCAUUGUGGGCUACCGGGGUAUGGUGCAGUGGACCAAAGAUGGACUGGCUUUGGGCGGAGAGCGAGACCUACCUGGCUGGACGCGCUACUCUCUGAUGGGCGACCCGCAAUCGGGCGAGCACAGCUUGCUGAUCGAUUCGGCAGAGCUGGUGGACGACGCCGUGUACGAGUGUCAGGCGACGCAGGCGGGCCUGCGCUCCCACCGUGCCAAGCUCACUGUACAAGUCCCACCUUCGGACCCCGUGGUGGAGGGGGGCCCCGUGGUGCGCCUCAAAGCCCACACGUCGCACAACCUCACCUGCAGAUCCUACGGAGCCAAGCCUGCCGCCGAGAUCACCUGGUACCGAGAUGGAGAAGUCAUGGAGACAGCCAUUUACUCCAAGACCCUGAUGGAAGAUGGGAAGAGGGAGGCAGCUGUCAGUAUGCUUCCGAUCAUCCCGGAGGACAGCGACACCGGCCGCACCUACACCUGCAGGGUCCUCAACCCGGCCGCCCCCGCCGGGAGACAGACGUCCGUCACUAUCAACGUCCAGCACCCUCCGUCCGUGGUUUUAUCGGUGCAGCCCCAGACGGUGACCGAAGGCGCCAAGGUUCUCUUCAUAUGCACCGCUUCGGCCAAUCCCGAAAUCAUCGGCUACAGGUGGUCUAAAGGAGGAGUUCCUAUCUCUGAGGCCAACGGCGACAGUCUGGAGGUGACAGUGGACUAUUCCUACUUCACGGAUCCGGUUUCCUGUGAGGUGUCCAACUCGGUGGGAAGCACCAACGUUAGCACUUUGGUUGAUGUGCAGUUCGGCCCCAGAUUGCUGUCAGGGCCAAAGCCAAUGACAGUGGAUAUCGGGAUGGAUGCAGCGUUCACUUGCACGUGGACUGGGAACCCGCCUCUGACCCUGGCUUGGACCAAGCAAGGCUCGAGCGAAGUCCUGAGUAACAGUAACACCUUGCAACUCAAGUCUGUGACUCAGGCGGAGGCUGGGACUUACAUCUGCAAGGCCAUCGUUCCCCGCAUCGGAGUUGCAGAAAGAGAUGCCACUUUGACUGUAAACGGCCCUCCUAUCAUCACAGCGGACGCCACGCAGCAUGCAGUGAAGCACUCCAAGGGCAAGCUGGAGUGCCGGGUGGAAAGCAGCCCGCCGCCUUAUAAGAUCGUGUGGUCAUUUGGUGACGUCGGCCUCUCCUCCGGUUCCUCCGGUCGCUACUCGGUGCAGACGGUAGCCAGCGACCAAGGAGUCGUCUCCUCUCUGGUGCUCUCCGAGACGCUGACGGCUGAUUUCGAGCUGCGCUACAACUGUACCGCUUGGAACAACUUUGGCACUGGCACCGCCUUGAUCACGCUCAAGGAACAAGAAGCCCCACCGAUGUUGUUAAUUGUCGGCGGAUCGGUAGGCGGAGGCAUCGUCCUGCUCAUUUGCGUCAUCGCCCUCGUCUCCAUCUGCUGCAGGCACACAGGCAAAGGUGAGCUCCACGGCAAAAGGUGCACCCGCCUCUCCAAGAGCGACAUCAGAGUUCAGAUUGUUCACAGCGAUCACAACGCCACGCGGGGCAACGACGACGAGGAGGACGUCAAAGAGCCGAUGGCUCCAAAUAGCAGCGAGUCUCCUGGGACAUCUCGCACGGAACACAGCGAUCUCUUGGAGGAGGAGGAAGAUGAGCGAUCGGACAUCAAGGAUCCCACCAACGGCUACUACAACGUGCGGGGCCACGAAGAUCGCCACAUACGGGGCGGCGGCUUCUCCGAGUACGUUCCCAACCCCCGGCCUGUCUACACGCCGUCUCAGCUGCCGUCCCCGAGCCCCAUGUACGGCACCCAGCCGCGGGUCUACGACUUCGCCCACCGGUACGCCGCCAACACGGUCACCCAGUCCGCGUACGAGCAGCAGCAAGCCGGCCAGCAGCAGCCAUCUCAACCAGCCACCAUUUAUCCCACCGAGCCAGUCUACGGCGGCUCCGCGUACCUGCCGGCGACGUACGGCCGCGCCUUCACCAAUUACGUCAAGCCGGCCUCUUACGAGAAAGUGGACGUGUACGACCAGUCCGACGAGGCCAGCAAGGUGUCCGGCUCGUCCCGCUUCUCUUACGCCUCGUCGCAAGUGUCCUCCCAGCAGUCAGACUAUGGCCGACCCUCGCAACGGAUGCAGACGCACGUCUGAUGAGGAGAGAGGCGUCGGAAACCGAGUUAACUACAUCAUCGCCACAUACCCGUGGGAGCACUAACAUGAACAGAGACUUUGUCAACGUUGGACAAGUAUUGAGAGGAAGUCGCUACAAGCCGUUGGCGUGGCAAAGGGAGGGCUCGUCAAUGACGCCAAACAAAGCCGCAGAGUUCCGCUGAUCGUGACGUCAAGUCAAACUAUUAUUUCAAGAGCGAUACCGAACCAGUCUCUCUCCGCACGAUUGACCACACGCGGAGAAACCGGCUCGCCGGACUAUAAAAACAGAUCAACCGACCGACGACCGAGGUAUAGCUCCGUCCAAGAGUUGACUUUGCGUCACCGCUAAAUGUGAAACGUCCGCAAGAUGAAGCUCCCACAGCAUAAAACGGACAUGAACAAACCAACCUUCAUCCGUCAUUCGCUGUUUUAUAGUUGGCAUGCGAAAGGAACACGAAGCACAUUUGUGCGCGUCGAUUAUCAACGAAAGACCGAGCUAGCCGCAGAGACAAACUAACCCGCGCAACGGUGGAAUAUUACGGCCUGACCUGGAUCCCAAGAACUGUGUAUAUGGUAAUUGUGUGUUUUAACGAGGAGGCAAACGAUAAGUCCGUAAAAAACCCAAAGAUGGUGACUGUUUUACAGGGCAGGGCUCCGAGUACGGCGUUCCUUAUACCCCGGUCCUGUUUUCUACAGUGUUUUGCGAUUGCGGCGCAGGCGAAAGUAGGGUGAUACCAGAGCAAUCUCGAACGGCGCGUCAGGUGGGGCAACACGGACGUUUUCCAUCUUAAUCAGCUGGUCUCCAAAUGUUUACAAGAAACAGAACUACCCUGGAAAUAUCUGUACAAAAUGGCCUAAGCCCCCCCCC
Syngnathoides biaculeatus (alligator pipefish) is the source of this 3612-nucleotide messenger RNA. It is a transcript of the gene kirrel2, whose product is annotated as kirre like nephrin family adhesion molecule 3, like. Gene Ontology annotation, biological process: cell-cell adhesion. Gene Ontology annotation, molecular function: cell adhesion molecule binding. Gene Ontology annotation, cellular component: cell-cell junction. NCBI's taxonomy places the organism in Eukaryota, Metazoa, Chordata, Actinopteri, Syngnathiformes, Syngnathidae. The record is from RefSeq and is a predicted model, not a curated record. The coding region runs from base 477 to 2744 and encodes 755 amino acids. The transcript is spliced from 15 exons.